AUGGGUCUCUUCAAGCGCAAGGACUCGAAGAACUCGAUUCAAAGCGAGAAGGAGGAUCUGGACUCCUCCGUGACUAUUAACAGUGCUCGCACCUCGAAUGCGUCGUUGAGAUCCCCCGGUUAUAAAGGAAGUGGGCUGCCUGCCUCCAUCCCAGAACUACCGAUUGCCAAACCACCUGAUCCGGCAUUGGAUCCCGCCGCCUACCUGCGCAGUAUCCAUGCGAUCCGCGAGAGGUGCAAGCUGGUUCUGAACCAGGCUAAGAGAAACAGGCUCAACCACUUCGAUGUGGAUAUGGGCAAGUUCAUGGCGACUGCCUCUUACAUCGUCUCCAUCAUCAAGAGAGAUUACGCCCCAGAUUACGACUCUAUUCCCCCUCAUGGCCGCUGGCAACACUUCGAUGUGGGUGGACGACCCCGCGUCAACCAAUUGCUUCAAUCUUGGCCCAGCACCAUCGAUGCUCAGGAACGUACCCGGCGAUUGAUCGAUCUUUUCGUUGUGUCGGUUCUUCUCGAUGCCGGUGCAGGUACCAGAUGGUCAUACAAGUCGAAGGAAUCGGGUAAGAUUUACUCGCGAAGCGAAGGGUUGGCCGUGGCUACAUUGGAAAUGUUUAAGAGCGGAUUGUUCAGUAGCGACCCAACGGAGCCUUGUCAAGUGGAUGGGGCAGGUCUGAAGAAGAUCUCGGUCGACGUUCUGGCGAAGGGGAUGCAGCACUCGGAGAGCAACCCCUUGGCGGGAAUUGAAGGCCGAGCCGGGCUCUUGAUCAGACUCUCCGAGGCCCUGAACAACCAAGAUUUCUUCGGAGUGGAUGCUAGACCAGGAAAUAUGCUCGACUACCUCCUUUCCCAUCCCUCUACACUUGCGUCGUCUGUUCCAAUCGUCCCUAUUACCACACUAUGGAGCGUUCUCAUGGACGGCUUGUCUCCGAUCUGGCCCCCUUCUCGCACACAGAUCGAUGGACUAUCUAUUGGAGACGCUUGGCCAUGCUCCGAUCUUCCCAGGUCUCCUCCUGCCAAACCUUGGGAAAACAUUGUCCCGUUCCACAAGCUUACGCAGUGGCUGUGCUAUUCUAUCAUGGUUCCGAUGUCGAAGUUGAUGAAGAUUCAUUUCGCUGGCAGUGAAUUGCUAACGGGUCUGCCUGAAUACCGGAACGGUGGCCUUCUCAUCGACAUGGGGCUGUUGAGUCUGAAGGAGAAGGAACUCGAGCGGGGAGUUGCGGCAUUCAAGGAGAAUGCGCAGAUUAAGGGCCAACCCAACAUGGAGGUCGUUCCUCUCUUCUCCACGGAUGACGAUGUCGUUGUUGAAUGGCGAGCUGUUACCGUCGGUUUCUUGGACGAACUGCUGGACGAGGUAAAUGGCCAGCUCGGACUGACGGGCGAGGACCAGUUGACCCUUGCACAGAUGCUGGAGGCUGGGUCUUGGAAGGGUGGUCGUGAGAUUGCGGAAGUCUCGAGGCCCAAUACGAAAGAACCUCCGAUCAUGAUCCGCUCGGACGGCACUGUUUUCUAA
Molecule: messenger RNA, 1506 nt
Organism: Aspergillus sclerotioniger CBS 115572
Lineage: Eukaryota; Fungi; Ascomycota; Eurotiomycetes; Eurotiales; Aspergillaceae
Product: URC4/urg3 family protein
Exons: 4
Coding region: 1-1506 (501 amino acids)
Source: RefSeq, a predicted model, not a curated record